Molecule: messenger RNA, 1734 nt
Organism: Pochonia chlamydosporia 170
Lineage: Eukaryota; Fungi; Ascomycota; Sordariomycetes; Hypocreales; Clavicipitaceae
Product: kinase domain-containing protein
Exons: 3
Coding region: 1-1734 (577 amino acids)
Biological process (GO): peptidyl-serine phosphorylation; peptidyl-threonine phosphorylation
Molecular function (GO): ATP binding; protein serine/threonine kinase activity
Source: RefSeq, a predicted model, not a curated record
AUGGUAGAGAUAGCCCAAAACCAAGAGGACAAGGACUGCCACAGUCCAGUAGCACGAUACAUUAGCCUCCCUACAGCUCCAAAUUCCCAGGUUGACGAAAGCCUUGUCUCAGACGACUGUGACAAUGUCAUGACCCUGGAGCAAGUCCACUGUUUUCUUGAUAUUGCGAAGGAAUCCAGUAUCCUGGACUCAGUUCAUUUGAAACUUAAAAACAGUCGUUUGCCUAGUGAAAUGGCUGACCAUCAGAGCCGGGGAUACUUGCCUAUCGAAGUGUGUUUGGGAAUAUUGACCCGUGAUAUCAUCAAGGCUCUGAUCAAGGAAACUCACUCUGGCGUACCGGUUGAAGAAUUCAAAAAAUUACUAAACGCAGCCAUCGAGAGCCCCCGACUUCUCGCUAUUCUGAUCCUGAUGGAAUCAAUUUCUCUCCUAAGCGUCGUCGAGAAGGCAAAGAUUUUCGAUCGACACCUUCCCCUUAUAGAAGCACCAAAUGGUGUCAACAGCGGACUGCGAACAAGCAUAUCAGGGGAUAAGGUAACGCAUCUACUUAGCAACUGGACCGACAAUAUGCUCUGUGUGUUCGAUGCCCAUCAAAAUACUGUAUGUGUCCCAUUCUUCAACUUCGAGUUGGUUGAGGACAAGAUUCCGUACUUUACACUUGUUUCCGGCACACACUUGCCGUGGAAGAGUUGUGGCGUGAUGGCAACAGGGGGAAGUGGAAUCAUUCGACAAGUUUCUAUACAUCCAGGGCACCACAACUUCAAAUCCGAAAAGAGCUCGGAGCAAGAGGAGCAUUAUUUUGCACUGAAGGAGAUUGGCACACUUUGCAAGGAUAGCUAUCUACAAGAGUUGAGAGCUUUGAGGAAGACCCACGCUACAGAUGCAAUCAAAAUGCAUCUAAUUAAGCUGCUCCUGGCUUUUGAACACGGAACGCGGAAGUUCUUGAUGUUUGAAUGGGCUGAUGGCAACCUAUAUGACUACUGGAAGGGAAAUGCUGCCCCGCCAGAACCAACGAUUGAGAAGUGUAGAUGGGCAGCAAAGCAGUGUCUUGGGCUCGCUGCUGCCCUCGGCAAAAUCCACGGACAUGACAAUUUGGGGGAUCCAUCCUACUCAAGCGACACUCCUGAAAAGAAGGAUGCGGAGGGAGAUGAGAAGGACUGGGGUCGUCACGGGGAUAUUAAACCGCAAAACAUACUGUGGUUUAAAUCCUAUGCCAAUGAGAAAGAUUUUCUGGUCAUCUCAGACCUGGGACUGACUCGGUUUCACUCCCAGGGGUCCAGGUCCAAGGUGUCUCCUAGUGGUCUUGAAGGGCAUACAGCGGCUUAUUGUCCCCCGGAGAUGGUCGUAUCCAAGCACAUUUCCCAAAGAUACGACAUAUGGUCUCUUGGAUGUGUUUUCCUAGAGUUUUGCACUUGGUGGGCACGGGGCUAUCAGGAGGGUAUUCUUCGAUUUGAGUCCGAUCGAGGUGAUUGGGUGCCAGGUUUCAUCAAGAAUAACAAUUUUUUCAUCGUGUCAAAGUCAGAGGAGUCGUACAUACCUGCUCAGAUAAAUCCCGCCGUCUCACAGCAGAUCAAAGACCUUCUGGAGUCUCACGGGGACGAUCGAUUCGCGGGUCCGAUGUUAAAACUUGUGAAGAAUAAAAUGCUUGUUGUCGACAAAACAAAGAGAGCCGGAAUUGUCGAAGUUCAUGAGGAACUUUCUGAAAUGGUCAAGAAACUUGAGAUUUCUAAGGGUUGA